Molecule: messenger RNA, 4145 nt
Organism: Cyanistes caeruleus (blue tit)
Lineage: Eukaryota; Metazoa; Chordata; Aves; Passeriformes; Paridae
Source: RefSeq, a predicted model, not a curated record
GGUGAAAAGCCUGGUAGUGCUGGUGCCACACUUCUGUUCGUGGGCCUGAACACAGCCCUUCUUAGACAUCUGGAAAAGAUCCGCAACCCAGGAGCUGCUCCUCCGAGUGACACUAUUUGGUAGAUUGAAACUGGAAUUUCAAGGGAGAACUUUGAUUUCUGCCCUGGGAGAUCUGUAUUUGACAUUCCUGCUGUUGCACAGGGAACCUGUGGUGGAACAGGGACCAGACCCAGAGAUGCCAUCCUCCAGAUGAGCACCACCUUGCUCUCCCCUUCUUCCUUGUUAAGCCUUUUGGGAGGUGUGAAAAUCAAAACAGCCCCACAUAAACAGCCCCAUACACAGUGGAUAAACCAAGCAAGCAACAAACCUAAUCCUCAGCUGUAGUGAUCUUGGAGGUGUUUUAGUUCCUUGGUAGGAAUUUCACAGGUGUGUAGCCAGGCUCCUAUGGGCGAGUCUGGGACAGGAAAUUCCAGGCGUGAAUCCCCCUAUUCUUCCAGUAAUCCACAGGUGCCCGCAGCCCCCCGGCCCCCUCACCUGGCCGGCAGGGAGACGCGCUUUGCUUCCAUUAACUUCACUACAUCACAGGAUGACAGUAAAUCAACCAAGCCUGGUGUCAUUCAGCCUCUCUCCCGCGUGCGACCAAGCGCUGCGCCACACAAAGCCGAGGAGGGGGACAGCCCCAACCCCUUCCAGCAGCCUGAGCCAUGCUUCAGGAUCCACAGCUCUCAAAAACCAUCGCCACUGUCGCCACCCUCCCCUGACGAGGUCCCCAUCAAUGUCAAGCAGGCCUACAAGACCUUCGCAGCAGUGCCCCUGUCCCACCCACUGCUGGGGACACAGGAGCUGUCUGGUCAGAGCAGCACAGAAAACACCAAAAUGGCCUUGGAGGUGGCCGGGCACAGCCCUGGGGGACAGCACAGCCCUGAGCAAAGGUCCUUCCGUGAGAGGCAGAAGUAUUUUGAGAUUGAGGUGAAGCAGCAGCACCUGGACAAGCCUCCCAAGCGUGUGUCCUUGGUGGGGGAGGAUGACCUGAAGAAAAUGAAAGAGGAGGAAGCCCGCAAGCUGCAGCAGCAGCGAGCCCUUCUGCUGGAGGAGGAAGCUGAGGAGGAUGAGGAGGUGAGGCAGGUGCCUGAGGCUGUGCAGUCCAGCGUCAUCAUCGAGGGUGUCGAGUACAAGGUGGAGAGGCUGAAUGGAAGGAACAUCCAGGCUUCAGCAGCUCGGCCCUUGGAGCUCAGUGAGAACAGCAGCUCACAGAGGAAUUCCUUGGAAGAGGGGAUCAAGUCUGAGCAGAGAACCAACUCCAUGUCGGGGCUGAGCCCGUCGCCGCUGGGCGCGGCGGAUCCCGCGGCUCCCGUGCGCACAGCCAAGGCCGAGCGGCGGCACCAGGAGCGGCUGCGGAUGCAGAGCCCGGAGCUGCUGAGCGGCCAGGAGAAGGAGCUGUCUCCAGCAGAACGCCGCGCUCUGGAGGCAGAGAAACGGGCCAUGUGGAGGGCAGCACGAUCCUCAGCUCUUGAAGACAGUAUUAAACAGUACGAGCAGGAUCUGGCCAGGAAGCUGUACCAGUCCCGGCAGUGGGCACCUGCUCCCGGGGCCAGGUCUAGCCCAGUGCAGAGUCACGCCUCAAGAAUCCCUGGGUCAGGAGGCCAAUCCAGGAUGAAAUCACUGGAACAGGAUGCUCUUAAAGCCCAAAUGGUUAUUGCCAAGUCCAAGGAGGGGAAGAAACGCAGCACACUGGAGCAGCUGGCAGAGUCACCAUCACCCGCUCCAACACCGUCUCCAACGCCGCUGGAAGAUUGCAGCCCCAGGAACGUCACUUCCCCGGGAAGGCUGUCAAUGUCUGAAAAGAAGUUUGACUACCGGGAAUUUGCUGCCAUUCCUUCCUCCAAACCCGUUUACGAAAUCCAGUCGCCUGAUGCAGCUGAUGACCUCAGAUACGUCGAUGACCGGAAUAACUCAGUUCUCCGGGAGCAGGAUGGGCAGCCAGAGGAAGAGGACACAUUGGGAACACGGGAUCCAUCAGCACCAGCUCCCUCAGCCCUGGAGGACAUGGCCCUGUACAGCAACAAGCGGAAGCUCCGGCACAGCCGGCGCAGUUUGGAGACCGCUGUCCCCACAUAGGUGACCCGACACAUCUGGGCAAUGGACUGGCCUGGCACAGCCCUUCUGAGCUUCCUGUGCUCCAGGGACAGCACCAGGCUGCCACCUUGCCUACAGACUCUGGAUGGAACCUGGGCUUCCCGGGAGCUCUGUGGCCAACUGACUCCUCUGAGGCUGUGAAUCGCCCUCGUUUCUCAUCCAACAGUCUACUGGGGCACAUCCCAAAAUUGGGACAACACUGGACUGACUGCUGGCAGAUGGAGAGGAAGGGUGGCCAGGACAGUGGGCAGCUUGUUAGCCUGUAAAUAUUGUGUGUGGGGAAGGGUAGGACAGGGAGAAUGUAGGAGUGUGAAAGUGUGUUGGGCUCCAGCAGUUACUGCCUCAACUUGGGUUUUGUAGUGGUUAAAAGGAGCUUCUCCUCUGGUGGGAAUCAGGAGAAAGGUCCAACCUGCCUUUACUCCUAUUUGGUUUCCAGUCUUUUGCCAAAAAGCAUCUCCUCCCACCUCCUGCACUGUGUCACCUCACUUCCCUUUGGGAGUGUUUGGGAAUGGGAAGCUUGGAGGCAAAAAUAAGGAAAAAAAAGAAAAAAUCCCACCAGAAUUCCAGCAAAGUGCCUCCCUCUGCCACUGACACUCUGUGCUUAAGGAAAACAGAGCCAGCUCUCCACCACCUGCCUCUGUCUUGGUGGGACAGUGCUCCUGCCGGGGCUUUGCACUGUCCUGGGGACAGGUCCCUCCCUGGUCGGUCACACCCCUUUGUCACACACGGUGUGAGCCACUCCAUGAGCGCACAAGUGGAGGAGUCUGUCUCCUGUAGCACUGGGGCUGAACUGGCCAACUGGGGCAGGAAUGGGAUGGAGCCAGCAGCCUUAGCAGGGGUGUAGGGGGUAUGUGACAGCAAUGGGGAGCAGGACAAUUGGGGUAGGAGACGGUGGCAGAGGUGGGAGGUGUGACAGCAGGUACCUUAGGGAGUAGAGUUCAGGAACUGGGGAUGGGUAGAACGUGGCAUUGCUCGGGUCAGGUUGGGAGUUACAGGAUCUUUGACUUGGGAGACACUGGUGGGGAGUCCACGGUGUCCACGCUGGCUGGAGGGUGGAGUGGGAUGUCAGGGGUGCUGGUGUGGGCUGGCAGGGAGCACCAGGAGCACCACAGAGCAGGAUGGGGCUGGCCUGUGCCUUGCAAUAACUACACAGUUCCACUUUGCCAGCUCAUUGGCUUCAGGCCCCUUUCCAUGGAAGACAGGGAAAAUGCACGUUUGGCCACGCAAGAGGGAAAAAAGAAAAUGAGAAAUGAGUGGGGGUGUGAGUCCUGGUUUCCACAUGUGGAACAAGGGCUGUGAGCAGAUUCUGUAUCACGUGAGCUCUGCAGAUGUGGAGGUCACAGCUGCUGCUCCUGACUCUGCCAUCAGCUUCUGCUGCCACUAGUGAGGGGAAACAACCCUUUUCUUUUUGGUUUUUUUUCACUGCCUCUAACCGUGAGGAAGGUUCAAGCUCAGCACAAUCCCAUUCCUUGUCUGUUGGUGCUCUCUGACUCCCCAGUAAGACCAGGGUUGGACCUUGAGCCUCACAGUGGCUGGGCAGUGACAGGCAUUUGUGCAUUUGCUGAAGGAAAGAGCUGGAUGCAGUUUUUUGGGUGCAGUUUUUUAGUUGAGCAUCUCUUUUCAUGCCAAAAUCCAGCAGAUCAUUUUAACUGACUCUGUAUGUUUUGAUUUUACAAACUUGUGAAGGAGGAACUGAUAAUCUCACACUGCAGCUGCAGCUGCUUCCAUCAUCAGCAAUUUGAGCUUUUCCUUUUUAAAUCUAAUUUUAGCAUUUGCUUUUUAACAACAGCAGUUUUGGAAACAAUCCUGGCUGGGUUUUGGUGACUAACUUGUGAUUCUUCUCUUCUUUUCCUGUGCGGUACCUGGUGCCAGGCUCUGGAUUCUCUCCCGUUCUCUCCCAAGAGACUCAGAGGGAAAAUUAGCGCAGCAAGACUGUAACUAGUGAAAUUUGUACAACCAAAGAAAUCUAUUUUGUGGUUCAAGGAUAAUAAAGUUUACUUUACAUUUUA